UUGUUAACGGUAAAUUCAAGAUGGCGAAAGUUGUCAAUAUUUUAAAAACUAUCCGAAAUAAUUGGAAAAAAUCCGUAUUUGGCAGCGUAUUAGUUUUUUAUGGAGUAAACUAUGGCAGAAAUAAAUAUGAAAUCUCGGAACUCAUGCGAGAGUACUGCCAGGAGGCUGUCAAGUACGGGGAACAGCCUGCUCCGCUGGGGUCCAAGCUCCGCCAGAUCAUCGUGAUUCUAAACCCAGCGGCUAACAAAAGAAAGGCAAAGGCAAACUUUGAGAAGUUCUGUGGUCCGUUGUUGUACCUAGCGGGCAUCAGUGUUACUGUGGUGCAGACGGAAUCGGAAGGACAGGCGCGGGGGCUGGUCGAAAACUUGGACCAGGCCGUUGACGCCAUCGUCGUGGCUGGUGGGGACGGCACUGUCUCGGAGGUGGUGACGGGACUGCUGAGGCGGCCCGACGGGAACCAGGCGGCCCAGCGCAGGUUCCCGGUCGGGAUCCUGCCGCUCGGCCAGACCAACACGGUGGCCGGCUCGCUCUUCGCCGCGGCGGACUCGAACCUCGUCAGGACCAUGGCCGACGCCACGAUGGCCGUCGUACGGGAGGUCACCCGGCCCCUCGACGUCGUCAGGGUCCAGGCCCUGGAGACGGAGGACGGGCCGCCGGGGAAGCCGGUGUACUGCCUGGGCGGGGUGAGGUGGGGGGCGUACCGCGACGCCCACGCGCGCCGGGACAAGUACUGGUACUGGGACGGGCUGCGGGCGCACGUCGCGUACGUCUUCUGCGGCCUGAAGAGCGGUCUCUCGUGGCACUGCGAGGCGGGAGCCACGUACGCCCGGCCGUGCGCGGGGUGCUCCAAGUGCCGCGGCGUCGGCGGAGACGAGGCGGGGGGCCGCGUGUUGGAGGGGCGGUCCCGCCUGUGGCACGCGUUCCUGCCCUGGAGGUCCGGGACAGUUAAUACAAGAGAUGAACUCGUAGACUACAGCAAGGUCCAGAACAGCGAGUGUGGCAUGCUUCACAAGAAGGACAUCUCAACGGUGGAGUUCUCUCUCACCACCGAGAACGUGCGUCCGAACUGCCACAGAGACGGGAUACCUCACAUGGAAAUGUGUCUCGGACCGCCAACCGUGAGCUACACGGGCUUUGUUUCGGAAGGCUGGCGACGCGUGAACGGCCAGGAGCCUCAAGUCGCUGAGAAGUUACAGAUCAGGGAGAUUGUGCUUCGACCUGUUAUUCCUCAGGAUUCUUCGAAGGACAAAGAACGCUGGAUUUCCAUAGACAACGAGGACUAUGAGCUGAAGCCUAUCCAUGUUACGUUACUCCCGAAGAAAAUUCACGUUUUUUGUACAAGUAACGUUGCGUAGUUUUGUGUGCAUUUUGUCUUGAACACUAGUAUCAACUUCAGAAGUCCAGAAGUCAAGCUAAGUAUAGUUAGAUUAAGAGUAGAUUCAAUUUUAUAUUUAUGUAGCCAUCACUUUUGUUAAUUUUUUUUUGGAAACUUUUAUACACAUUUGUAAAUAAUAUAUGUGCUGCUAAUGUGUAUUACACGAAAGAACAUUGUCAAGCAUCAUUUAGUGCUACAUGCUGAUGAAUCAGUCAUAUAUUUUUAAUUGUGUUUGCUAGAGUUUUGUGAAAAUAUAAUAAAAAGAUGUUAACAUUA
Bacillus rossius redtenbacheri is the source of this 1651-nucleotide messenger RNA. RefSeq names its product acylglycerol kinase, mitochondrial (gene Mulk). The transcript has 8 exons. Gene Ontology annotation, cellular component: cytoplasm; membrane; mitochondrion. Gene Ontology annotation, biological process: phosphorylation; sphingosine biosynthetic process; ceramide biosynthetic process. The record is from RefSeq and is a predicted model, not a curated record. Lineage: Eukaryota; Metazoa; Arthropoda; Insecta; Phasmatodea; Bacillidae. The coding region runs from base 21 to 1355 and encodes 444 amino acids. Gene Ontology annotation, molecular function: acylglycerol kinase activity; ATP-dependent diacylglycerol kinase activity; ceramide kinase activity.